CACACCCCAGUCCACACAAAUAAUAUUCUCACAAAAAUAAUCGCAAAAAAGGAUAGCUAAAAAAUGGUGAGAAAUAGGAGAGAAGAAUUGUACGUUACCGUUCCAGCUCUUUUCCGAUGUCCAAUAUCAAUGGACGUAAUGAAGUCUCCUGUAAGUCUCUGUACCGGCGUCACAUACGAUCGUAGCUCCAUUCAAACUUGGCUUUCACAAGGACACAACACGUGUCCCGCUACCAUGCAAAUCCUUCCUUCAACUGAUUUCACACCUAAUCUCACUCUCCGCCGACUCAUCAACCUUUGGCUUCAACACCAACCGCCUCACGCGCCGUCUUCCUCCGCCGUCCCUAAGUCGGAAUUUCUCGAAAUUGUGAAAAAUCUCAGCGGAGAGAAGAAUCGAUUGAGUUCGUUGUUGAAGAUUGUGGAGUUUUUGAAAUGUUCGAGUGAAAAUCGGAGUUUUUUCGUGAGUUUAAGUGAUGCGAUUGCGAAUGUUGUUAGAGUUUUGGUGGAUUGUGAUGUUGUUGAGGUUUGUGAAUUAGUUGUUGCGGUUUUGGAUUUAGUUAUAUCUGAGAGUGAAGUUAAAGAGAUUUUGCGGAGCGAUAGGAGAUAUCUAUCGAAGUUUCUAAUGAUUCUAAAAAAUGGAAAAUUGAGUUCGAGGAUUCAAACCGCGAAGAUUCUAGAAUUCAUUGCAUUAGACGUUAAUUCGCAGCGAAAAAUCGUUGAGGAACAAGGUUUACUCUACGAAUUAUACGUAUUUGUUAACACAGAGACGAACCGGUUUGCAAUUGAAGCCGGUUUAUCAACAUUAAUCGCGGUUUCAACAACUAGACCGGUGAGAAAAGAGCUAAUCCGGUUCGGAAUUGUUGAAACAAUCGGCAAAAUAAUAACCGGUUCGGAAACGGCUCGUAUAGUGGUAGAAAAGUCGUUGAAGUUGUUGGAAACGGUUGCCACGUGUACGGAAGGGAGAUCGGCGAUAGGGAAAAGCGAGGAUUGCUUGUCGGGGAUUGUCACGCGCUUAAUGAAGAGCUCGAGAGCGGCAACGGAGCACGGUGUGACGAUUUUGUGGAGCGUGUGCUGUUUGGCGCGUGAUGAGGCGGCGCGUGAGGCUGUUGGGAAGGUUAAUGGGGUUAUGAAGGUGUUACUUGUGAUGCAGAGUGAUUGUUCUGCUGGUGUAAGGCAGAUGUGUGGGGAAUUGGUCAAAACAUUGCGCGUGGGGAAUAGUAAUAGUAGUAAUAAGAAAUAUUCAAAGUCGUGUUUGGCGAGUUAUGAUACCAAAACUACUCACAUUAUGCCCUACUGAAAAUGUAAUAAAUUGGCUACCACUCCUAAUUCUGUUGACUGACCAAACCAAAAAGAAUCAAACACUAGCUUUUUUUAUUAUUACUACAUUUGUUUUUAGAAAUUGAAUUAGGUUGAUUCAUGUUGUAAAUCCAAAGGAAUUUUGCUCAUGAUACAAUGACAUCAAAGUGUCAAAUACAUCAAAACCUCAUCUUAUUUCCUUA
Molecule: messenger RNA, 1498 nt
Organism: Lycium barbarum (goji berry)
Lineage: Eukaryota; Viridiplantae; Streptophyta; Magnoliopsida; Solanales; Solanaceae
Product: U-box domain-containing protein 27-like
Exons: 1
Coding region: 64-1296 (410 amino acids)
Biological process (GO): protein ubiquitination
Molecular function (GO): ubiquitin protein ligase activity
Source: RefSeq, a predicted model, not a curated record